Seriola dumerili (greater amberjack) is the source of this 4392-nucleotide messenger RNA. RefSeq names its product DCC netrin 1 receptor (gene dcc). Gene Ontology annotation, molecular function: protein binding. Bases 1 to 4392 code for a protein of 1463 amino acids. The transcript is spliced from 30 exons. The record is from RefSeq and is a predicted model, not a curated record. Gene Ontology annotation, biological process: cell-cell adhesion. Lineage: Eukaryota; Metazoa; Chordata; Actinopteri; Carangiformes; Carangidae. Gene Ontology annotation, cellular component: membrane.
AUGAUAAUGGAGCAUCCAGACCAGAGUCUAGCUCUGGCACAGCACUAUGGAGAGAGCUGUCAGUUUUUGAGAUACUCAGACACCUCCUCAUCCUCCUCCUCCUCCUCCUCAUACAGUCUCGGAGGUUUCGUAGACUUCACCUUCUCCCAGGAGCCUCAGGACACGGUGACAGUGCGAGGGGGCGUGCUGCAGCUGGACUGCCAGGCACAGUCUGACGCCGUGGCUGGACCUCUCACCAUCACAUGGCGUAAGGAUGGCGUGCUCCUGAGCACUGUGGUGGAUGAGCGGCGGCAGCAGCUGAGUAACGGCUCGCUGCUGGUGCAGAAUGUGGUGCACUCGCGGCACCACCGGCCCGACGAGGGAGAAUAUCAGUGCCUCGCCACGCUGGAUGGACUGGGGAGCAUCGUGAGUCGGAAUGCCAAAGUGACGGUGGCUGGUCCGCUGAAGGUGGUUGUCCCUACAGAGUCUGUCUCCUCAUACCUGGGCGACACAGCCUUGCUGCGCUGUGAGGUGUCUGGUGACCCAACGCCCAUCAUCCGCUGGCAGAAGAACCGAGAGGACCUGCCAAUGAUCUUUGACCCUGACUCCCGCCUGGUGGUGCUGCCAUCCGGCUCGCUACAGGUCAGCCGUGUCCAGCCUCCAGACUCAGCCACAUACCGCUGUCUGGCCGACAACCCCGGCAGCACCAGGACGGGGACGGACGCCGAGCUCCGAGUGCUCCCAGAACCUGGGGUGAGCAGGAACCUCCAGUUCCUCCAGCGUCCAUCCAGAGUGAUGUCUCUGCUGGGAACCGAUGCUGUGCUGGAAUGUGCUGCUUCAGGAUACCCAACUCCAAUCAUCCAGUGGAGGAGGGGAGAAGAACUGAUCCAGAGCUGGAAUAAGAAGUACUCUCUGUUGGCGGGCAGUAAUCUGAUCAUCAGGAGUGUCACUGAUGACGACUCUGGCAGCUACAGCUGUACAGCCACCAACAAGAACCACAACAUCACUGCACACACAGGGCUGAGUGUGCUGGUGCCUCCUCAGUUUCUGAACUACCCAACCAACACGUACGCCUACGAGUCCACUGACAUCGAGCUGGAGUGUGCUGUGACAGGAAACCCACCACCGACGGUACGCUGGAUGAAGAAUGGAGAGGAAGUCAUCCCCAGCGACUACUUCCAGAUAGUGGACGGCAGUAACCUGCAGAUUCUGGGUCUGGUGAAGUCAGAUGAAGGAUUUUAUCAGUGUGUCGCUGAAAACUCUGCCGGCAGCUCGCAGGCCAUGGCUCAGCUGGUGCUCCGAGAACCAGUGUCCCCAAGCCCAGGCGUUGUCCUCCCCUCUGCCCCCCGCGACCUGGUCCCUGUCCUAGUGUCCAGUCGAUUUGUCCGACUCAGCUGGCACCCCCCAGAGGAGAGUGGAGGCGUUGUGCAGACGUACGGCGUUUAUUACUCCCAGGAUGGAGUCGAGAGGGAGCGGUCAGUGAACGUGUCAGAGCCUGAGUCUUUGGAGCUGACAGUUUCCAACCUGAAACCAGAGGAGAGCUACAGCUUCAGAGUCAUCGCCUACAAUGACAUGGGACCCGGAGAGAGCUCCGCCCCCCUGAGGAUCACCACCAAACCUGACCUCCAGGUUCCCAGCAGGGUGGAGUCUCUCCGAGUGGAAGCUCUGUCUCCCACCUCUGUCCAGGUGAGCUGGGAGCCUCCCAUCCAACCAAAUGGCCCCGUGCUGGGCUACAGACUGUUGUGGACUGAGAGCCCAUCUGGCAAAGAGCAGAGUGUGGAGGUGAACGGACUCAACUACAAAAUGGAGGGACUCAAUAAGUUCACUGAGUACACAGUUCGGGUUUUGGCCACAAACCGCUAUGGACCGGGCACGGCCACAGAGACCGCCAGUGUCACCACCCAAUCAGAUGUGCCCAGUGCACCUCCUCAGAACAUCACCUUAGAGGUUGUCCUGUCCAGGAGCAUCAAGGUGUCAUGGCAGCCGCCUAUGCGUAGCGCCCAGAACGGCAUCAUCACUGCCUACAAGAUCAAAUACAGGAAGACCGGUCGGCGUGGAGACCAAGAGGCCAUUGAACCCAACAACUUCUGGUACCUGUUCACAGGUCUGGAGAAGGGCAGUCAAUAUAGUUUCCAGGUUGCAGCCAUGACGGCCAAUGGUACAGGUCCGGCCAGUGACUGGUACACUGCUGAGACGCCGGAGAAUGACUUGGAUGAGAGUCAGGUCCCGGACCAGCCCAGCUCUCUGCACGUCAGGCCGCUGCCCAACAGCAUCAUCAUGUCCUGGACUCCCCCCCUCAGUCCCAACAUCCUGGUCCGUGGUUACAUCAUUGGCUAUGGAGUGGGAAGUCCUUACGCUGAGACGGUCAGGGUGGACAGCAAGCAGAGAUACUACUCCAUCGAAAACCUUGAGCCAAGCUCGCACUAUGUGAUUUCCCUGAAGGCGUUUAAUAAUGCUGGAGAGGGAGUUCCUCUGUAUGAGAGUGCAGUCACUCGAUCUCUGACAGACACCAGCACUCCCAUGAUACCCCCUGUGGGGGUCCAGGCUGUGGCUCUGUCCUCGGAUUCAGUCCGUGUCUCCUGGGCCGACAACUCCAUGACCAAGAACCAGAAGGCGUCUGAGGUCCGGUACUACUCUGUGAAGUGGAAGACUAGCUACUCUACCAGUGGGAAGUACAAGUCUGCAGACACCACGGCACUCAGCCACACCGUCACCGGCCUCAAACCAAACACCAUGUACGAAUUUGCUGUCAUGGUAACCAAAGGACGCAAGUCCAGCACAUGGAGUAUGACGGCACACGCCACAACGUAUGAAGCAGCUCCAAGCUCCGCCCCAAAAGACUUGACAGUGAUCAGUCGUGAGGGACGACCCCGCGCCAUUUUAAUCAGCUGGCAACCGCCGAUGGAGGCUAAUGGACGAAUCACAGGUUACAUCCUGUACUACACGCUGGAUAAGAACAUGCCGAUAGAUGACUGGGUGAUGGAGGCGAUCAGCGGCGACCGGCUGACCCAUCAGGUCGUCGAUCUGAACCUCGACACAGUUUAUUACUUCAGGAUUCAGGCCAAGAACGCCAAAGGAGUCGGCCCGUUGUCUGAGCCUGUCCACUUCAGGACCGCCAAAGUGGAACAUCCAGACAAGAUGGCCAAUGAUCAAGGUCGUGGAGGAGACCAUGCCUACUGGCCAUCUGACACCAACCUCAUUGACAAGAGCAGCAUCAACGAGUCUCCCAUUGGUCAGAUGCGUCCACCUCACGGCAGUGCCACACCUCAAAAGAACAGUAACCUCCUGGUCAUCAUAGUGGUUUCCGUAGGAGCCGUCAGCGUGGUUGUGGUUGUCAUUGUGGCUCUCAUCUGCACCCGGCGCUCCUCCGCCCAGCAGAGGAAGAAGAGAGCAAGCCACAGUGCUAGUAAGAGGAAGGGCAGCCAGAAGGACCUGCGACCUCCUGACCUCUGGAUCCAUCACGAGGAAAUGGAGAUGAAAAACAUGGAGAAAGCUCCCAGUGUCGCCCCAUCUGGACGUGACUCACCCAUCCAGUCCUGCCAGGACCUCCCCCAGGUUGCACACAGCCAAUCAGAGAGCCAGAUUGGCAGCAAGAGCAGCCACUCUGGAGCCGAUGGUGACGAGGCCUCCAGCAGCAUCUCCACUCUGGAGCGCUCCCUGGCUGCCAGGAGGGGGACACGAGGCAAAAUGAUGAUUCCUAUGGAUUCACAACCAAGCAACACACCGGUGGUCAGUGCCAUCCCGGUGCCAGCACUGGACUCCUCUCAGUAUCCUGGUAUUCUGCCUUCACCUUCCUGCAGCUUCACACACAACAAGUUCAGCCUGAGGCCGAUGCCUUUCCCCAGCCUGACCGUGGACAGAGGAUACACACCAGUGAUGCCCACAGACACCUCCACCAAUCCUCUCCUCCAGCAGCAGCCUCCACCACAGCAGGCCCCUCCCCUCCUUCCUGGCUCCUCUGCUCAGCCCGUGGAGCAUGUUCCUGGGGUUGGCCCGGUCCCAGGUGCUCCUGCGGCUGCUGCAGCCGUCACUGAGGAGGCCCAGGCAGGGGGGGGUCGGACCAUCCCAACAGCCUGCGUACGGCCCAGCCACCCACUACGAAGUUUCACCAACCCACUGCUGCCACCGCCCAUGGGGACUAUCGACCCCAAGGUUUACACCUCCAUGAUGCCGCAGUCCAGUGCAAGCCUCCCGAAGCCACAGGUGAAGACAGCCUCUUUGGGUCAGGCUGGUAAGGCUCGUUCCCCUCUGCUGCCCGUCUCGGUCCCUACAGCACCGGACUUACCAGAGGAGGGUGGAACGAAACCUGCCGAGGACUCAGCUGUUUACGAGCAGGAUGACCUGUCAGAGCAGAUGGCCAGUCUAGAAGGACUGAUGAAGCAGCUCAAUGCCAUUACUGGCUCCGCCUUCUAA